This is a messenger RNA of Durusdinium trenchii, 447 nucleotides long. The record is from the annotation of a GenBank genome assembly. Lineage: Eukaryota; Dinophyceae; Suessiales; Symbiodiniaceae.
AUGCAAUAUUGUGAGGGUGGUGAUUUGGCAACGUACAUCAAGGACAUGCGGAAGCAGCGUCAGCGGAUUGAUGAGCAGCAAAUCAUGCACUACUUUGUGCAGAUCCUUCAGGCACUUCAGUACAUCCACGGCGAGCGGAUCCUGCACAGAGAUCUCAAGACAUCCAACCUCUUUCUGAUGAAGAGCAAGUUUGUCGUCAAGCUGGGGGACUUCGGCAUUUCACGGGUGCUGGAGGGUUCCAUUGAGGCUGCGAUCACUGUGGUUGGCACUCCGUACUACAUGUCGCCAGAGGUUUGUGAGAACAAGCCCUACACUUUCAAAAGUGAUGUUUGGUCCCUGGGGUGCUGCCUGUAUGAGAUGUGCAUGCUAAAGCAUGCCUUCUCUGCAGACAAUUUGCUGGGGCUUGUGUACAAGAUCGUCAGUGACAAGUACGAGCCGGCAACCUGA